Messenger RNA from Dreissena polymorpha, 3950 nucleotides. RefSeq names its product heat shock 70 kDa protein 12A-like. The transcript is spliced from 10 exons. The coding region runs from base 258 to 1997 and encodes 579 amino acids. NCBI's taxonomy places the organism in Eukaryota, Metazoa, Mollusca, Bivalvia, Myida, Dreissenidae. The record is from RefSeq and is a predicted model, not a curated record. Gene Ontology annotation, molecular function: ATP binding; ATP-dependent protein folding chaperone.
UUUUAAAUAUCGCAUGUCAAUAUUUGAAUGUUUAUAAAUCUAAACGAGUGUACAUUGCAUUUAAUAUGUUUAUCUGUUACUGCGAAGUUCACGCAAUCCUCGUUCAUAGUUUCGAGACAAGGAAGUGUAUCGAUAAUCGUCUGUGUUGGGUACUACUUUCGAUUUGAAAACAAAACUUGCCUUAAAUUCAACAGUAGGGUUUUACUGAUUAAUUACUUAUUACCAAUUGUUAAUACGGAAAACAGACAGACACAAAUAUGAGUGGCGCAGUUGUAGUUGCGGCGAUAGAUUUCGGCACCACAUACUCCGGCUGGGCUUUCUCGUUCAAACACGAGUUCGAAUCUGACCCCUUAAAGAUCUCGGCCAAACAGUGGAUUGGGGGAAGUUUGCUUUCUUCAAAAGGGCCCACAUGCGUGCUCAUCAAACCGGACGGAAAGUCCCUGGAGGCGUUCGGGUACGACGCGGAAUCCAAGUACGCCGACCUGGCUGAGACGCAUGCGCACAAGCAGUGGUACUACUUUAAACGCUUCAAGAUGGAGCUCUACAGCAAAGGAGGGGGUGUCAAACGGGACGUAAAAAUCAAAGACGCUACUGAUAAGGAACUUUCGGCAAUUAUAGUUUUCAGUCUGGCAAUACGAUUUCUCAAAGAUGACGUUAUGAACAUGUCCCGUCAGCGCCUGAAGGAUGGCGGGGUGACGGACGCGGACGUGCACUGGGUGCUCACUGUGCCCGCCAUCUGGGACGACGCCGCCAAGCAAUUCAUGCGGGAGGCAGCAGAGAAGGCUGGAAUUGCAGGAAACCAACUUAGCAUUGCCCUCGAACCGGAAGCAGCUUCACUAUAUUGUCGUCAUCUGCCGGUGGAAAGGAACACGGGAGAUAAUUCUGUAUCGCUUGCUUCUUUUAAGGCAGGCAAAAAGUACUUGGUCCUCGAUUGCGGAGGUGGCACUGUCGACGUCACUGUGCACGAGGUGACAGCAAGCGGUGACCUCAAGGAACUUCACAAAGCUAGUGGCGGCGGGUGGGGAGGGACAAAAGUGGACGAUGAAUACUUCAAAUUCCUCCAGAAACUUAUUGGUGCGCCCGUGAUGCGCAAGUUUAUAGACAAGCAUAUGGAGGACUAUAUCGACAUGUUCCGCGACUUUGAGAUCAAAAAGCGGGACAUAGCGCCCUCCAAGAAGGACCUCAUCACAGUGCGCAUGCCCGCUGCGCUGCUCGACGAGUAUCAGGAGGAGACGGACGAGACGCUGAAAGACGCGCUGCCGUCAACGACGUACGCCGGGAAGAUUACUAUGACCGGUGACAAGAUGCGCGUGGAUGUUUCUGUAUUCAAGCUGUUCUUUAAGGACGCGCUCGAGCACAUCGUCGAGCACAUCGGAAAUCUCAUGAGGCGACCGGAAGUGCAGGGUUGCGCCGCCAUCGUUAUGGUCGGCGGCUUCUCCGAGUCCCCGAUGCUGCAGGAAGAGGUACGCCGGAAGUUCCCAAGCACACAGGUCAUCGUUCCCAUGGAUGCGGGCUUAGCGGUCCUUAAAGGCGCAGUAAUAUUUGGUCACCGUCCUAACAUUAUCACUCAGCGAGUCAGCAAGUAUACGUACGGCGUUUCUUGUGCACAAGUAUACUCGUCUGACCGCCAUCCAGUACACAGAAAAUACACUGAUAAAGACGGCAUUGAUCAUGUUGACAAUGUAUUUAGCGUUCAUGUGAAAGCAGGUCAGGUCUUGGGCAACAACGAGGUCCAGUCGACAGAAAAAUACAGCGUCCACCAUUCUGACCAGGAUGGUAUGACGAUUCAGUUCUACUACACGCCUAGUGAGAACCCAAAAUAUGUGGAUGAGGGUGAUUGUAAGAAACUGGGUCAGAUGCAGGUUGAUGUUCCGGGACACGGGAAGGACCGGAGCGCCGAGGUGAGCUUACAGUUCGGGAAGACCGAGAUUGAGGCAAGCGUGAAGAUUAUACACACAGGCGUCGUUUCCAAGGCAAAGCUGAACUUCCUUGGUUGACGUUUGCUUCGAACAUGAGAGUGUUUUAGUAUAAACGUUUUGCGGUCAAUGCAAUUUUUAGAAAAUACGGCGAAAUGUUUUUGCAUCCAUUCAGUAGUCAGUUACACCGUUAUUUUUUUAUUUUCCGUUAUAAUGUAGGCACAUUUUACAUUUGACUCUGUUUAGUCCACAAAACAAACUUCCGAACCUGUGCAUGAAAACAAUGCCGAUUAGUGUAUUUAUAGUAUUAUCGAUUUUUUAACUGUAUUGUCUUCUUGACUUGACCAAUAUCAAAAUGAACAAAUGAUCUGGGGACCGUUUCAAUAAACAUCGUAAUACACAUUUACGGUACGAUACAUUUUUCGAAGAAACAUAAUUGCUUAAGUUCAUAUUAUAUGAUUAUAAAUCUCAGUACUUAAUUAAUGACAUUUUCAUCUCAAGCGCCGUAUAUAUUUUACGAGCAUGGCGAGCUAGUUCGUCUACUUAUUAAGAUUACAAAAUUCUCUUGUAAGUUAAAAUUGUCGUACGAUCGUUUAUGAAACGCCCCCUGCAUCUUAUAGAAGAAUUAAAGUUGGCGCAAAACAUAAGCUUUCUAAUGUUUAGCAAGAAAAAAAAGUAUGGCUUGCCUGUCGUUUAUAGUAAAUAUUUGCGCUACCCCUAAUUGUGGUAGUCCAUGUGUACAUAUGCGAUGAUUCGUUUCGUAGUUUUCUCUUUGGUACACAUCAGAUAUUGUUUACAUAGGUUAUUUGUUGCCGUUAAUGUUAUUGUUGUUUGUGCUUUCUUUAUGUUAUAAUCUACACAUCUAAAAUAAUUAUAAUUGUUCCUCCAUCACAAAACUACACUUCUAUACUAAACGCUCGUACACGCUUAAUCAGUUGUAAGUUUUGCUUAGUAGAAUCGAUCCUGUAUAUAUCUCUCGGAAAUCAGCAGCAACAUGGCUUAAUGAUUUUAAUAAUAUAACCGGGCAGUACCCGGCUCAAAACAACCCGAAUAUAUGAUUUCUUGUAUAUUUAUACGAUUUCCAUGUCACUGAAACAUAUUAUAAACAUGGUAUCAGACAUUACGUCAAUAUAUGCAAAGUAACAUAUAUAUAAAACAUAUCAUGUUUGGCCUUUAACAAGUUACAAUGAAAUAUAAAUAAAAGAUCUGGUAACAUGUCAAAAUGGUACAUAUACAACAUAAACAUACAAAUACAUUAUAUCUCAACUCUUUCUCGUUCUCGCUUACCAUUCGAGGAAUGUGUACAGAACUCUCUCUCUAAAAUCAAUCUCUGCGGAUACUGUGCUUAUGCUGCAAAUAAGAUUAUAAAUGUGAAGAGUAUGGGAAACUGUGAAUUAUAGGACUCGUUAGCACGUUAGAAUGACAAUGCUGCUUUUCUGAAUUUAACCUCAUUACUUAUCAAAUUAUAUCAACUCACAACAUAAAUACAACUCAAUGCAAAUACAAGAAAGAGUAAAUGCAAAAGGUAGAAAUAGAACUAACCUUAUUUACCUUAUUUUGAAGUAAUGGAAACUCUUGAAGGUAGAUCUGAACAAGUCAGUGGCCAAGUGGAAAGUGACCAGAAGACAAAGGCAAGAGCGGAAAAACUCACUGGUCAAGCACGACUUAACAUUUACCUAACCUUAACAUAAUCACAUGCUUGACUGACUUUAAAUAAUUAGACUGGUCACAGGAUAACAGCUUAAUAAAUAAACCAUGUUAACAUAAUGAGAUAAAGGGAAAUAAUUACAUUAAAACAGAACGAAAGAACAUAAUAAUUGAAAUGAAUGUUUUAACCCGGUUACAAUAAUACAACGAUAAUACAACAAUGCCAUAUCUAGACAAUGUUUCCUUUUCAACUGAAUUUUAUCCCAUCUUCACCGCGACAUUGACGGUAUAUCACCCCAUGGAAUAGACUAGCCUCUAUCCCACCUUGUUGAAUAAACCUUUCGCGUGCACGGACUACUUUUCAAAUGAAUAAACAAACACUCAUUA